AGUGCAAGAAGUUGCCGCAAGUCGACGCCAUGCAGACCGUGACGCCUGCCCGCCGCAACGACGCGCGGAGCCCCUCAGGCUCUGCGUGGACUAACUCGUCCUCCCCGACAGAGGUCUACGACAUCGGGGACGAGGAGGAGGUAGGGCCCAUCAGCUCCGCGGUGCGGUCCCUGGACGUGGACGGUGAUGCCGCAGGCCCAGACAGGUGGAUGCCGUGGACAGUGGAGAGGACCCCAGAUGGCGCCGAGUCCACGGCGCCUUCCGCCGGAGACGCGAAUCCCACCAAGGAAGCGGACGCUUGGAGCAUGGAGGACUGGGAUUCGCAGCUGGCGCGCCUCAGGGAGAUGCCCACGCCUUGCCGCGUCCGCGUGCCUGAAGCUGCCGACUCCAAGCAGGAGGAGGUGGCGGACGCUGUGAGGGCGGAGCUGCAGGUGGACAUGGAGGCCUUGGUGAACGCCGCCAUGGAUGAGAUGCGGACCUGGGUCUCUCAGGAGAUCGCCUUUGCACGGAACAGCUUCAAGGAGGACGCUAGGGCAGCCUUGCAGGAGGACCAGUCCAGCGCGCGGGAGGCGGAAGUGCGGAAGGAGCUGCAGGAGCUGAAGCAGAGCCUUGAGAAGCUGCAGGAGGGUCCCGAGAAGAUGCGGAAGGAGCUCCAGGAGCACUCGCGGCUCUUGAAGAGGUUAGAGGAGUCCUCGCAUCCUGAGCGGGGCGCCACCUCCUCUGACCGCGUGGCCGAGGCCCGCGCCGUGGCGGAGGAGCGGAAGUGGCGCUUGCGCCUGGAGAACCUCGAGCGUAGCCUCGCCAGGAACUCCGAGAACAUCGAGACCUGCCUCCAGAAGACUUCGCAGCUCGAGGAGCGCGCCAGCGCCAACGACGCAGACCUGCAGACAGGUCUGAGCACCCUCCAGUCUGCCGACGCCCGGAUCUCCGAAAUCAUGAAAGAGCUGAAGCAGCGGCAAUCUGAUAAGCAGGCCCAGAAUGUUCGGAAGAGGCCGCGGGAAGCUGCGAAGCCGAGCCGAUGGGCGGAGUCGACUCCGCAGGCCGAAGAUCUCCGAAGCCUCGAGCGCCAACAGCAGAUCUGUGAAGAUCUGGAGGCCCUGAAGGCGAGCUUUGGCUCGGCGCAGCAACGCCUGGAACAACGCCUGAACGAUGAGUCACUGCAGGCGCAGAGGUCCGUGUUUGAGCUGACCACUGCGCAGAGGAACCAAAAGGAGGAGAUCCUGUCCUUCAGCACGUGCCUUGCGGAGAUGCAGGGGGCGGUUGCGCAAGGCAAGACUCAGUGCCUUGCGCUGGAUGAACGCAUGGAGCGGCUGCUAGGACAGCUGCAGGAGGUGCUGCAGAGGCUGUCAAAGCAGGAGGCCGCCGUCUUCAGCACUUCGGAGAGGGCGCAGACCAUGCACUCCGACCUAGAAGGUGUGUCGGCAGAGCUGGCGACGGUCACCGCACGGGUGGUUCAGAAUCUGGCUGCCAUGGAAGACCUCAACAACCGCAGAUGUGCCUUGGAAUCCCGCACCUCCAAGCUGGAGCAGCAGAGCCUCCGCAUGCAAGCCCUGGAGCGAGAGGUGGCCACCAGCGAGCGGGAGAUGCUCACGGUGCAGGACUGCCUGGAGCGCCACGAGGAGCGCCUGGCUUGCCAGAGCCGCGCCAGCGAGUCUCUGGAGCAACAGCUCCAGCAUGCUGCCGCUUCGAUCAAGGACAUCGAAAAGGAGGCCUUCCUGGAGCGCCGCGAGCUGCGACGCCUGGCCGACGAGGUGACGUCCCAUGGCAAGCAGAUUGAAGCGACAUGCCUGGAGGCCACAGAGCAAGCGAAGGCCAGGGCUGGCUUCCAGCGUCGCUUCGAAGACCAGGAGGAUCAGAUGCAGAGGCUUGAGGAGAGGCUAAGCAACCUGAAGCACCAGAACGACAGCUUGCUGGACCAAGGCUGCAACUGGGAGGAGGAGAUCAAGAGCGGCAGCGCCCGCAUCGAAGACUUGGAGGCGAAGUCCGAGCAGUUGGAGAAGGAGCUGGAAUCUGCAAGGCACGAGAUGAAGGGCGUGGGGGGCCUGCAGUCAGACGUCGAAAAGCUUCAGCUUGACAGCAGCAACUGGCGGGAGGCGAUGCAGAGGAUCGAGACGGCGGCAGCCACCAAUGUGAGCCAAGACGAUCUGAAGCAGAUGCACGCGGAGCUUCAGAACUGGAUCACGGACACCCGCCAGGCCUUGGACCGCUGGCUGUCCGCGUCCCUGGACAGGUUCCAAAAGGAGCAGGGCUGGGCCCUCCAGCGAAACCAAGGGUGGGCUCAGCGCGUCAAGCACUGGAUUGAGCAGAUUCAUAUCCGAGAGCAGGGCCUGAGCCACGUGAUCCUCCACAUCAUCCAGGAGGCGGGCCCGGAGACGGUGAAGCUCCUGGAGCAGGCUCUGAAGCUUCCAGCAAAGCCCACCUUGACAGCCGACGCCAUCCGAGAGGCUUGCAGCCGCUGAAUUCGCGCCGGGCUUUUCUCGAGCUUGCAGCCGGGGGAUUGCGAGCAACUCGCGCGCAAGAUGAGUUGCGCA
Effrenium voratum is the source of this 2531-nucleotide messenger RNA. NCBI's taxonomy places the organism in Eukaryota, Dinophyceae, Suessiales, Symbiodiniaceae. The record is from the annotation of a GenBank genome assembly.